AUGAUGAAAGAUGGAAUGAUUUUGUCACCUGAAGCUGUUUAUUAUGCCGAUUUUUAUGAUUUUGUUUGGUGGUUUCUCAUCCUGCCACGGUUUUUCUGUUUACAGGAGGAAGAUCUCCUUAGCACAUUUAAUAAACAGAUUGAAGAAGACAGGAGAAUUGUAAUAGCUCGUAGUAACCUAAAUGAAUUGUACAAGGUUCUGGAAGAGCAUGAGCUUUCAUGCAUUGAUUUGUUGCAUGUAAAUACUGAUGGUGUAAUUCUGACAAAGCAGAAAGCUGAAAAAGUUAUUGGUUGGGCAAAAAAUCAUUACCUGUACACGUGCCUCCAACCAUCUAUUAAAGGGGAUAGAUUGUAUCUGCCUCGUGAAAGCCUUGAAGCCACAAUUUUGAGGUUGAAGGAGCAGGAAACAAUGUCAAAAAAGCCGUCUCAGAAUCUUAAGAAUCUUGCCAAGGAUGAGUAUGAGAACAACUUUGUCUCAGCAGUCGUUCCACCAGGUGAAAUCGGAAUCAAAUUUGAUGAUAUUGGUGCUCUUGAAGAAGUAAAGAAGGCACUGAAUGAACUUGUAAUCCUACCAAUGUGGCGACCAGAGCUUUUCUCCCGUGGAAAUCUGUUGCGGCCUUGCAAGGGGAUCUUACUUUUUGGGCCUCCUGGAACUGGAAAAACUCUUGUUGCUAAGGCGCUUGCAACAGAAGCAGGAGCUAAUUUCAUUAGUAUUACUGGUUCAACCCUUACAUCAAAGUGGUUUGGAGACGCUGAAAAGCUUACCAAGGCACUCUUCUCAUUUGCCAGUAAGCUGGCUCCUGUAAUAAUUUUUGUUGAUGAGGUUGACAGCUUACUUGGUGCUCGUGGUGGUUCGUUUGAGCACGAGGCAACCAGAAGAAUGCGGAAUGAGUUUAUGGCUGCAUGGGAUGGCUUGAGAUCAAAGGAGAACCAGAAGAUCCUUAUACUUGGUGCAACAAAUCGUCCCUUUGACCUUGAUGAUGCUGUUAUUCGCCGUUUACCUAGGAGGAUAUAUGUAGACCUACCAGAUGCAGCAAAUCGCGCAAAGAUACUAAAGAUAAUUCUUGCUCGGGAAAAUUUGGAGGCAGAUUUCCCGUAUGAGAAUCUUGCAAAUGCAACUGAAGGUUAUUCUGGUAGUGAUUUGAAGAACCUGUGCAUUGCGGCAGCUUAUAGACCUGUUCAAGAAAUACUAGAAGAGGAGAAGGAGUUGGCCCAUAUUAGGAUACCCAAGUAUGAGUCUUAUGAUGCGGCACGAAAGGUUGAAUCACUGGGAGGUAGAAAAGAUGGAAUUCCAGUGUUACGACCGCUCAGUGUAGACGAUUUUAUUGAGUCAAAAGCAAAGGUGGGGCCAUCAGUCGCAUAUGAUGCAGCGAGCAUGAAUGAGCUGAGAAAAUGGAAUGAUCAGUACGGUGAAGGUGGAAGCAGGAGAAAGUCUCCAUUUGGCUUUUGAAUCUUAUAUUAACCGACGGAGGAGGUAGUUGGAGACUCCACAAUUUGGCUCGUCACUCUGAAUUAACAGAUUACGUUGUCGUUAGAAUUGUUUAGGUAGAACCAUGAAUGUGUAAUUCUUUUAGCAGGUGUUUUUUUUGUUUUUUUUGUUUUACGGCAAAUUCCAAUGAGUGGCUUUUGCUGCAUAAGGUUGGUUAAGUCAUGUAGUACCAAAGCAGGCAGAGAUAGGUUAGGAACAGAGCCAUAGAAGAUACAGGCUUUAGAAUGCCAAUGUGUAUUUAACAAAAAGUUCAAUUUUGUAAUUCUUCCUCUAUUAUAAGGGGAAAAAUUGAAAUGCCAAAGGUCGUAAAUGAUAUUUUUCUGCUUUUGAA
This is a messenger RNA of Nicotiana tabacum (common tobacco), 1819 nucleotides long. The record is from RefSeq and is a predicted model, not a curated record. NCBI's taxonomy places the organism in Eukaryota, Viridiplantae, Streptophyta, Magnoliopsida, Solanales, Solanaceae.